Sycon ciliatum is the source of this 2712-nucleotide messenger RNA. RefSeq names its product progestin and adipoQ receptor family member 3-like. The transcript has 7 exons. The record is from RefSeq and is a predicted model, not a curated record. Gene Ontology annotation, cellular component: membrane. NCBI's taxonomy places the organism in Eukaryota, Metazoa, Porifera, Calcarea, Leucosolenida, Sycettidae. Bases 256 to 1347 code for a protein of 363 amino acids. Gene Ontology annotation, molecular function: signaling receptor activity.
GUGAGAAUCUGGAGAAGAAGAGGACGACGUUCCUGAGUUUUCUUGGCCAAGCAUUUUGAUUUUUACAUGCGUGUGAUCUAGAGUAGAGGAACCAACAUCCAGCAGCAAUGGAGCGGUGUCCGACAACAUCGUCAGCUGUCGCGAGGAGGCGUCUGUGUCGUUGCUGAUUUAUUCUGCUGAGCUUGCCACCAGCUCUUGCUCACUGACGACUUCCACGCUGAUUCAGCUCAAAACGUGACGUCGGAUUCCUGAGCUAUGACGUCGUCCAUACCGGUCGCCGGCAGCUGGAACAGUGGGGCGAAUCCCACCACCAACGGCGCUGGCGGUGCGUCUUGCAACGGAGGACUGACGGGCAAGUACGACGGCGGCGGCGGCGGAGACGCGGAGUCGUACGUUUCCGCGGGCCUGUUGUCGGCGAGCAGUCCCGACCGCCUGGCGCCCGCCUGCUGCUGCCCGCUGGCCGUCGCCAUUCCGCUCUACUCGCGCGCUGCAGCGCCCGCAUUCCUGGCCAGCAAUCCGUUCCUGCACCGCGGCUAUCGCGUGUCUCUCUCCUACAGGGACUGCGUGAGAAGCAUGUUUGUGUGGACAAACGAAACGUUGAACAUCUGGACUCAUCUUCUCGGCUUUCUCUAUUUUGCUGGUCACCUGGUGUACUGCAAUGCGUACGUGCUUCCGGCUCAACCAGGAACAACAUUCUAUGACCAUGUUGUCAUCUCGGCUUUUCUGAUGUGCGCCAUGACCACCAUGCUCUUAUCGGCGCUGUACCACACGUUUGGAUGCCACUCGGAGGCCGUGUUUCGAUUCUGGCUGAGGCUGGACCUGUGCGGCAUCAUGCUCAGCACCUGGGCCACCUACUUCGUCGGCUUCUUCUACGGCUUCUACUGCUUUGCGAUUUGGCAAACGGUAUACUGUGGUAUGUUGAUUCUGCUCACGCCCGCAAUUGCCGCGUUUGUCCUGCGCCCAAGCUUUCUGGCAGACAAACGACACCGCGCUCGCACCUGCGCUUUUGCGCUCGUGAUAUUUAUCAGCAUCCUGCCGUUGUCUCACUGGAUCCUGUUGAACGAUGGCUUCAGUCAUCCGGACGUGCAGCUCUUUGUCCAGGACGUGGUGAUUCAGUGGCUGAUUCUUGGUGCUGGUGUGACGGUGUUCGCUUUCAAGAUCCCAGAGAAACUUUGGCCAGGCACAGUGGACAUGAUCGGCUCCAGCCAUCAGCUCUGGCAUUGCUUGAUGGUGGCGGCACUGUGGCACUCCUACCACGCUACGCUCAAGGCCGUCGCACACUACCAAGGUGCGCCCUGCGGUGCUCGCGCAUCGUCCCCGUUGGCGCUGGCAACCCAUCCGCUCUGAGCUGCAUGCUUGGCCAACGCUGGCCCUGGCCUGCAUGACACCCCGUCCGCACUGAACGGCUUGCAACGUCACCGGUUGGCAACCCAUCCGCACUGAGCUGCUUGCGUAGCCAACGGUUACGUUAGCGCUGGGCUUUGCACGGGGUCCAACUGUAGCCUACUGGUGCAGUGGUAGCACACACGCCCACGACCAGAGAGCUAUGCCGGGAUAGUGACCGGUGCAGUCAGAAACAAACCAAUGUCCAGAGAAGUGCUAUGGAACAGUCAGACCUCGCAUAACCGCACACAUCCGUUUUUUCGGAACUUUUUCCACACAAAUAUCUGGAUAGGCAAGGGAACCGGACAGUCCAACAUACAUACUGUAUGUAUGGAUGACAUAUGCUGUAAAUCGGUAACCAGCGAUAUUCUUCCGGAUGACGAGGGAUCCGGAUAAAAGAGGACCGGAUAAGCUAUGGACCUGGUAGUAUUGGUGAUGACCGGUACAGUGAACCGCAGGGCUAGUGCACAAGCCCGUGCCGCGGAAACACCCGUGCAGGUCUGGCAGGCACUUUAACCGGACAGCCAAUAGCGCAAUGCCAUUGAAUACCGCUUCAGUGCGAUGCGCUCAGUUUGUUCGUGCUGCAAGUUCAUCCCGGCGGCACACUUCCCAUUCUCUGAUCUCUGACGAAUCGGGGUAAAAGAAGACUCGUGUACGCUGUCACUAUGUCGGGCAGCACAACUCGAGCUCUUCACUGACUGAUCAGAUUCAUUUUUAUUAACUAACUACUUGCAACAAGCACAUUGUACUUCGUCCCGGGUUACAUGUAGUCUUUUACACUGUACAUACCAUAAUAUCAGUGUUGAAGAAAUAUGCUUCAAAUAGCCCUGGAGAACUUCACGCUGGCUACGCUAGCCACUGCGCUGAUAGCAUUGAUCUGUGCCCCAGUUGAAGCAAUGGCCCGCUUGCCCCCCCCCCCCCCCCUCCCUUCGUCCCAUUCCCAGCAAUACCCACUCAUCCUUGAGGUUUGUUUGUUGUUUGUAUUCUUUAUUAAUUGUAGACGUUGGGUUGCAUCUGGGAUUAUUACCAUGGUUGUUGACAAUGAUUCUUUAUUCUCACAAUGGCACCAUCGCCAAUAAGACGGUUACUGAUGCUAUUGCUGUUACAAGUACCUAGCAAGAAGCUGUACAGGGGUUUCCCACAUGUUUUUAUUAUAACUUUCAUAUUCUUGGAAUUGCAAGUUCAAAGGCAGAUACAUGCAGAUGCGGCCUGAUGUGGGAAUCUCAGCGAAUGAAUGAUGCAUGGAAGAUCAUGACAGCCGGGAGGAAAAAUGAGACGUAAUCUUAUACAGUCACACUGCUCUGCCCCGUUUUAUGUUGAUUGCAUUUU